Ruditapes philippinarum (Manila clam) is the source of this 1745-nucleotide messenger RNA. RefSeq names its product peroxidasin homolog. Gene Ontology annotation, biological process: cell-cell adhesion. Bases 401 to 1672 code for a protein of 423 amino acids. The record is from RefSeq and is a predicted model, not a curated record. The transcript has 15 exons. Lineage: Eukaryota; Metazoa; Mollusca; Bivalvia; Venerida; Veneridae.
UGUAUUGUAUUUAUUAUAGAAGUCAAUCGGCAUACCUCAAAUUGAAAAACGUGGAUCCAAUGGACCUGCUGUUUCUGAUCUUAUAAAUGACCUUGUUCGUCAAGAGGUGAAAAGAGCUCAUAAACUCUGUAAAUGUCCAGGGGACUCUGACACUAGGGAAGCGGAUUUAGGCUGUGGAAAAAGUCACGUAAGAAGACAAGCUCCAUCCGGGUCACAGUGCUGCACUUCUUUAUCUAAACCAUUCUACCGUGGCAACUCCACGGUAACAGUGACGUCAUACAUUGGACAAGAAGUAGUUCUGCCAUGUGAAGGUACCGGAUAUCCACCACCGACGGUGUCAUUUAGUCCGUCGGCGGAUCCAAGAGGGUUAAACCGCUUUGUGAACACAGCCAAUGGGCUCAUGAUUAAAAAUGUUCAAACCUCGGACAGUGGGCAGUAUGUGUGUACAGUUCAGAAUAUAUUUGGGUUAGAAAAGAAGAUUAUAAAUCUACGAGUUACAGAUCCAGUUGUUGCCACAACUUCACCCACCAGUGUAACAGUAAACGAAGGAAAUUCCAUACGAAUCCAAUGUGACGUCACCGGUAAUCCCACUCCAAUUGUCACGUGGCAACAUAAAAGGUUCGAUGGCGUCAUUGUCCCAGUGAUAGCUACUCCCUCUACAAUUAUCACCGGAAACACAAUUACUAUUAACAAUGCCAAAGCGUCCAACUCCGGAAGUUACAUAUGUCUUGCCCAGAAUGCCUUCGAGAAAGACGAGGCCUCUACAACCGUGAGCGUGAUUGGAAAACCUCAGAUUGUUACACCACCAAAGUCUCAGACUGUACUUCAAGGUUCAACUGUCCGACUAUACUGCUCAGUAGCAUCGAACCCGCCGGCCACUGUCACGUGGACAUAUCCUUUGACUGGUAGCAAACCCCCGCUGAACGCCUAUAUCAACCCUGACAAUUCUAUCACACUUUCCAAUGUUGACAAAUAUAACAACGGGGAUUACCAAUGCGCGGCUACCAAUUCUUACGGCACCGUUUACGCACAGUCAAACCUCGUUGUGGAAAAGACUGUAUCAGUUACUACGUCACCUCACCUUCAGCCAAUGACAGGCACGGAACCGAUCCUCAACUUCCAGUGCACAGCUGACGGCAUUCCCAAUCCUACAACAACUUGGUCAAAACUCGGUGCAGCACCUUUAGCGGGUAACAGUAAAUAUAUCGCAUUGUCUGGGGGUAAUCUUAUAAUAAGUGGUCCCAGUUUGACCACUGAUACAGGUGUGUUUGAAUGUAGUGGUAAAAACAGGAACGGUAAUGCAACGGACAGUGUAAUUGUUUAUAAAGCGCUUGGACAAAUAAAGUGCACGGACAAGUUUACGGACAUGGUUUGUGCGACUGGCCAAACUUGCGGUGGUCAUUGUCCAAAUAAUUGCAUCUUCCAAGGACAAAAUGUAUACGGAUACAACACAUACUCUAUGGACUCGACGAUUUGCAAGGCUGCAACACACGCAGGAACACUUCCGAACCCCAAUAAUGACCCAGUUAUUUGGACUCAUGUACCAAGUGCUACCUUUAUAGGAGUGGUGACAAAUGGCAUAAGAAGUGAAACGCACGCUUCUUCUGAUGGAAAUCAAAUACUACAAUCCUCCACCGGGCGUUCCUCAUCCGGGAACGCUUUGAUUGGUUGAUUUGUCAUCUUCUGUAAUAGUUUCACUCGUGUUUUAUUGAGUUUUAUUGAUAAUAAAAGGAUUUAUUACAAAG